Capsella rubella is the source of this 3744-nucleotide messenger RNA. RefSeq names its product kinesin-like protein KIN-14J. The coding region runs from base 305 to 3481 and encodes 1058 amino acids. Gene Ontology annotation, biological process: microtubule-based movement. Gene Ontology annotation, molecular function: ATP binding; microtubule binding; microtubule motor activity. Lineage: Eukaryota; Viridiplantae; Streptophyta; Magnoliopsida; Brassicales; Brassicaceae. The record is from RefSeq and is a predicted model, not a curated record. The transcript has 21 exons.
AGAGAAAAAAGGGGGAAGAGUGAGCAAAAUUGUGCGACUGAGAAAAAUUUCGAAAUUUCUUCUUUUCCGGCAAAGGGAUUCAAACUUCCGCCUCCAAUUUCUCGCCGUGAAAUUCUUUUUUUAAUAAUUCGACUCUGUCGCCCGUUCUCCCGUCGUGUCUACACUCUCAAGAGAGGUUUAUCUACAAGCGUCUUCUUCUCCUCAUGGCGUUUUAGGGUCUUCUCAGUUCUCACUACUAUAUAAUUCUGGGAGUAGCGUAAUCUCUGAGUUCAACUGAGCAGUUGGCUCGAACAGGACCCCGAAUAUGAGUGGUGUCAAUGUUCGAUCAGAUGGAUCUAGCAUUCUGAGUUUCAACGGAUCAGAAAGUCGUGAAAGCAUGGAUGAUAGUAAGAGAGGUCAUCAGAGUUUGGUGGAGUGGUUAAAUGAGACACUUCCUUACUUGAAGUUACCAUGGGAAGCUUCAGAGGAUGAACUGAGAGCAUGCUUGAGGGAUGGAACUGUAUUGUGUAGCCUUUUAAAUCAGCUUAGUCCUGGGUCUAUGAGAAUGGGAGGCAGCUUUGAGCCUGCUAGUAUAAAAAUUGAGCGGUUUCUGACUGCUAUGGAUGAAAUGGCCCUGCCUAGGUUCGAAGUUUCAGACAUAGAGCAGGGGGAUAUGGUGCCAGUUUUACAGUCCCUCAAGGCGCUUAAAGCAAGUUUUUCCGAUGGUAGUUAUGAUAAGAAUUCACUAUCUGCAAGGAGGAGAUGGAGCCUGCCAGAGGAUCACUCAGAUUCAAGAGGGGAUGAGCGCAAUUUUACUGAUAGAUUCCAGUCGAAGGAAGGAUCUGAGAUUGAUAUAUCUGAUGAUAAAAUUUCCGAAUUACUAAAAUCAAACAGUUUACGAAAUGCUCCGACUAGGUCACUGUUUGACAUGCUGGAUAAGCUUCUUGAUGAGAGCAUGACGAAAAUGAAUGGGCAUGUGUCUCAUGCUAUGGCAUCUCUCUUGAGCGCACUUGUCCAAGUGAUUGAACAGAGAAUCUCAAAUCAAGCUGAUAACCUAAAGAACCAAAAUAUACUCUUUAGGGUACGUGAAGAAAAAUACAGGUCGAGAAUAAAAGUCUUAGAAACCUUGGCAGCUGGGACAACAAAGGAAAACGAGAUUGUUACGAACUGUAUGGAGCAUAUAAAGCUGGAGAAAACCAGAAUAGAAGAGAGAGAACGGUCAGAAGAAAAAGAUGUAGUGAGACUGAGAAAGGAAAAAGAGCGCAGUGAUGCUGAGAUUCGCAAGCUGAAGCAGGAACUCAAAGUAGUGAAAGAGACACAUGAAAACCAAUGCUUGGAUUUAGAAGCAAAAGCACAACAAACUAGAGAGGAGUUGGAGAAGAAGUUAAAAGAUGCUGAGUUACAUGUUGUAGAUUCAAGUAGGAAGGUGAAAGAACUUGAGAAGUUGUGCCAAUCUAAAUCUCAAAGAUGGGAGAAAAAAGAAUGCAUGUAUCAAAAAUUUAUAGACAACCAUUCUGGAGCAUUGCAGGAGCUGAAUGCUACUUCCUUGUCUAUGAAACAUGAAGUAUUAAUAACACAGAGGAAAUACUUUGAGGAUCUAAAUUACUACGGUUUGAAGCUCAAAGGAGUGGCUGAUGCAGCCAAAAAUUACCAUGUGGUCCUUGAAGAAAAUCGAAGACUCUACAAUGAAGUGCAAGAAUUGAAAGGAAAUAUUAGAGUCUAUUGUCGGAUAAGACCAUUCCUUCCAGGGCAAAACAAUAGACAAACAACUAUAGAAUACACUGGUGAGAAUGGUGAAUUGGUGGUUGCGAAUCCCUUUAAGCAAGGGAAAGAUAGCCAUAGGUUAUUCAAAUUCAACAAAGUUUUCGGUCAAGCAGCAACUCAAGAGGAGGUUUUCCUAGAUACUCGACCAUUAAUUCGAUCAAUUCUAGAUGGCUACAAUGUUUGCAUAUUUGCCUAUGGUCAGACGGGUUCUGGUAAAACUUAUACAAUGAGUGGGCCAAGCAUCACUUCAAAAGAAGAUUGGGGUGUCAAUUAUAGAGCUCUGAAUGAUUUGUUUCUCUUAACUCAGAGUAGACAAAACACUGUCAUGUAUGAAGUUGGUGUUCAAAUGGUGGAGAUAUAUAACGAGCAAGUUCGUGACAUACUUUCAGAUGGGGGCUCCAAUCGAAGAUUAGGGAUUUGGAAUACCGCCUUACCAAAUGGGCUAGCAGUCCCUGAUGCAAGCAUGCAUUGUGUGAGAUCAACUGAAGAUGUGCUUGAGCUGAUGAAUAUUGGACUAAUGAAUAGAACCGUAGGUGCUACAGCUCUUAAUGAAAGAAGCAGUAGAUCACACUGUGUUCUUUCAGUUCAUGUACGUGGUGUCGAUGUGGAAACCGACUCAGUUUUGCGGGGUAGUUUACAUUUAGUUGAUCUUGCUGGAAGUGAAAGGGUUGAUCGCUCUGAGGCAACCGGAGAGAGACUCAAGGAAGCUCAGCAUAUAAACAAAUCACUGUCAGCCCUUGGUGAUGUCAUCUUUGCUUUAGCACACAAGAACCCUCACGUUCCGUACAGAAACAGCAAAUUGACUCAAGUCCUUCAAAGUUCCUUGGGAGGACAAGCCAAAACUCUUAUGUUUGUUCAAGUCAAUCCUGAUGGAGACUCAUAUGCUGAGACCGUAAGCACAUUGAAAUUCGCGGAAAGGGUUUCUGGUGUGGAGUUAGGUGCUGCAAAAAGUAAUAAAGAGGGUCGAGAUGUAAGACAACUCAUGGAACAGGUAUCGAAUUUGAAGGAUGUAAUUGCUAAAAAGGACGAAGAACUUCAAAAUUUUCAGAAGUCGACAGUCCUGAAACGUGGUUUAAGCAAUUUAAGGUUGGUGGGACCUUCAUCACCUAGACGACAUUCUAUUGGAGCUUCACCAAAUUCUCGUCGAGGAAAGCCCUCUCGUUUAUUUGGAAGAGGAACCUCAGAUGUUGACAACUGCUCAGAAUAUAGUAGCAAGCAUUCUGAUUCUGGUUCACAGCAUUCAUCAGAUGAACGUGAACAUCGAAAGGAUUCUCACCAACCAUCUAAAUUUUCUGGUGGGGCAAAAGGAAUUGAUUUUGAUGAUGAAGAUGUUGAACUCGUAGGCCUUGCAGAUGCAGAUUCUGAGGAAAGACUGAGUGAUAUCUCUGACAGCUGUCUUUCAAUGGGAACAGAAACUGAUGGAUCUAUAGGCAGUGCAGUGGAGUUGACUCUUUUUCCUGAAACCACUAAGCCUCUUGAAAUAACCGAACGACCUGAAGCACAAAUGACCUCUGAGAAACCUGAGAAAUCUGUAAAAAUGGGGAAAGCUGCUGACCCAAAAGACAGCAGAAGUAAUAUUCCAUCAAAGAUUCCGAAGCAGACCAUGAAACCACCAGGCCAAACCAGACCUUCUCGUCUGUCAAUUACCACUAGCUCCUCCUCAAAGGCCUUAACAGGUGCUAAAAGACCAACAAUUAGCACUUCGUCUUCAGCGAAACCACUCAACAGAAGGCGGUGAAGACACAAGAUUCAUCCAUCCUGAGGGAUUGAAUGAAAGACGAAGAUUUGAGCUGAUGGUGUUUGAUAACUAAUUGUGUAACUAAGCAUAUGAUGGAUGAUUGCCAUUUGUUCUUCUUUGUUAACCUAAUCCCAACAAACACCUAAACUAAGUUUUCUUAGUGUUAACUUAAUCCUGUCCACGUAACAGAUAGAGGUUUUCUAUAUGAUUCUAGUGUAUCGAUAUGGAAUUAACGGGAAAAUGCUCAGAUGAGUUAAGAUCAA